Messenger RNA from Fusarium sp. VM40, 2289 nucleotides. The record is from the annotation of a GenBank genome assembly. Lineage: Eukaryota; Fungi; Ascomycota; Sordariomycetes; Hypocreales; Nectriaceae.
AUGGCUUCCUCGAAUCAUCACCAGGAGCUUCCUAGCUCUCUGGGCGCCUCUGAAGCUCCGGAGCUCGAUAAGAGGCCUACACAGGACCUCGAAACCAACGACGCCACGCCUGAAGACGUUGCCGGCGUUCGCUUUUCUUCCGCUGUCCAGGAGAUAUCACCUACACAACCCACUACCGUUGAACCGUCGUCAUCAAACUUGGAACAUGAAGAUGGAGACCAGUCGAGCCCUUUCACCGAGGUUACUGCCGAUCAGCUUAAAGCAUUCACGAAGUCACUCCACGGCCGGCCACUGCAAGAACUACGCCUAAAUAACUGCCAGUUCGAGGCGUUUUCUCUUCCGCCCUCCCGAGUCCCAUCGAACGAAGAUGAAUCCGGACAGUCUACGAGACUGCCCACACCCACAUCUGCCAGCUUUCAAUCCCCACACAGCAGCCCUCAAAUCUCUGCAUUGGCGUCUCCUCCCCUCACUCCCGCAGCAUCCGGCCAGGCUAGCUUAGAUAAGAAGCCCAAGGAAGGAUUAAAAGCGAACGAGCCUCCAAUCAUCACCCCACAAGCUUCGUCAUCCCACGAGAAAGCCUCGCCAGCUCCAGAUAGGAGGCCUUCCGCCCCACGAGCUGCCUCGGACAAUGUGGUUCGGAGGGCGUCAUCUGCUGAAGAGCAACAUCAGUCUCACCGCCGAGGCAUGUUCACAGCUGGACCUGGAUCUGUGCCUGCAUCUAGAGAGUCGAGCCCUUCUCGAAGUUCAGCAUCUAACUUCUACUCGAAGCCGUUUACCCCUGGUGGCGAUGCUAAUGAUCCCUAUGCCAAAGGCCGGCGGCCUGCACCAGCAGCACACACUACAAAGCACUCAAUCGACCCAAGGUUCAUUUUCUCUCGCAAGAAGAAGCACAGCUCUCCACAUGGAUCCAAGACAAACUUGAACGAUAAGCGCGCUUCCUCAAUCUUUGGUAGUGCGAGGAACAGCAGUGAAGAACUUGCACAGAAUGAUAGUAUUACCACUGGCAACCUUCACACUGGACAUGGUUCAAUGGCAGAUUUGAAGCGAUUUUUCCGAAAAGGAGGACACCACAACAAGAAACGGGAGUCUUCCCCAGCACCAUCGAUCAAGCUUGGUUCCAAGACACCUCCAGUUGCCAAAUCGACCCAGCAAUUACCCUUUGGAGACGAUCAUGGACUGUCUUCCAAGUACGGUAAGCUCGGCAAGUUUCUGGGAUCUGGUGCGGGUGGCUCGGUUAGACUUAUGAAGCGCAAGGACGACGGUACCGUGUUUGCCGUCAAGGAGUUCCGUGCGAGACACACAUACGAGACCGAAAAGGAGUAUAACAAGAAGGUAACAGCCGAAUUUUGCGUUGGAUCAACCCUUCAUCAUGGCAACAUCAUCGAGACCUUGGAUAUCCUCCAGGAAAAGGGGCGGUGGUAUGAAGUAAUGGAGUACGCUCCGUUUGACCUCUUUGCAAUUGUUAUGACUGGUCGGAUGUCUCGGGAAGAGAUAACAUGUUGCUUCCUCCAAAUCCUCAAUGGCGUGACUUAUCUGCAUAGCGUAGGGCUUGCCCACCGCGAUCUGAAGCUGGAUAAUGUGGUGGUCAGCAGCAAGGGCAUUAUGAAGAUUAUCGAUUUUGGGAGUGCACAUGUUUUCAAAUAUCCAUUUGAGACUGACACUGUUCCUGCUAAAGGAAUUGUUGGCUCUGAUCCUUAUCUCGCACCUGAGGUAUACGACUCGAAAGAGUAUGACGCUGUUGCUGUGGAUAUUUGGUCUCUGGCCAUCAUUUUCUGCUGCAUGACUCUUCGCCGUUUCCCUUGGAAGGUUCCACGAAUGACAGAUAACUCCUUCAAGUUAUUCGCGGCGGAUCCAACUCCGGGACACGAUCCCAGAAAGCUGAUUGUCCCCUCCAAGUCAACCAACGACCUAACCACCACGCCGGCGCGAGAUUUCUUAGCUGAGGAUGAAACAAAAAGCCUCCCUUAUCACGAUCGAAAGGAAGACGCAACUCCAAGCCAAGCCGCCACCACAACCGAAUCGAAGGCUCCAGCCACGGGAGAGAAAAAGGAGGUUAUCCGAGGCCCAUGGCGUAUCUUGCGUUUGCUGCCUAGGGAGAGUAGGCAUAUUGUCAGCAGAAUGCUUGACCUUAACCCGAAAAAACGUGCUCGAAUGGAUGAGAUUCUACAAGAGCCAUGGGUUGCAGAUACAGUUAUCUGUCAGCAAUUCGACCAUGGUGAAGUGGUCCCUGCGGACAACCACACUCAUACCUUAGAACCACCUGCCAACCAACAGCCGGAGAAGAAGUGA